Molecule: messenger RNA, 720 nt
Organism: Aspergillus ruber CBS 135680
Lineage: Eukaryota; Fungi; Ascomycota; Eurotiomycetes; Eurotiales; Aspergillaceae
Exons: 2
Coding region: 141-590 (149 amino acids)
Source: RefSeq, a predicted model, not a curated record
GACAGCUGAGAAGUGCUAUCAGUUCUUCUCGAUCGCAGGUAUCACAGGUAUAUGUGCCGCGGAGCAUUCUCCGGCAAUAAUACCGGUCGAUAAAUGUCCAAACUGUCUGAACCUGGAACAUCUCUAGCCGAAGAGGAGGAAUGAGGAGAUCGGGAGAUCAAGUUAGAAAGGUAAUUAAAAAAAAAAAAAAAAAAGAAAAGCAGGGAAGGUGUGGCCACCGCUCGAUCUUUGGCCGACGUUGCUCGAUGUGCUAUGCGCACGGCAUAUCAUCAUUUUCUGAUCCAGCGACAUCCGAGUGCCAUCCGAGUGUAUUUCGGAGCACACUCGGACAGACCACAUCUAACCAAAACACCCAGUCAAGCAUUUAUCUUGUUUUUUUCCAUGGCUCUGUUCUUGGCGACGGAUGUUCUUUCCCACCCCCUUUCCGGAGUGUUAACUCCGAUACAUCCUCCAUAUCUCAGAUCGGCAUACUGGCUGCCAACUUAUACAUUGAACAGUUCGAGGUGCAGAAGGUUUGCAAUCUAAAUGCUGCCGCCACCUCUUUUCAACGUCAUGUAUUGAGGGGACGCGCCAGCCAUCGAGUCUCCUGAACGUUGCGGAAAUGCACUGAUGCACUGACCUCUCCUCCGCGACAGCUCACGUUGAUACGUCGAUUUCUCCCCCAACGGUGUGCAGUAUCUUUAUCAGGGAGGAUGUGUCUAUGUAGUCAAUCGGAAUGAU